Argentina anserina (silverweed cinquefoil) is the source of this 1170-nucleotide messenger RNA. RefSeq names its product probable NAD(P)H dehydrogenase (quinone) FQR1-like 2. The transcript has 2 exons. Lineage: Eukaryota; Viridiplantae; Streptophyta; Magnoliopsida; Rosales; Rosaceae. The record is from RefSeq and is a predicted model, not a curated record. The coding region runs from base 60 to 827 and encodes 255 amino acids. Gene Ontology annotation, cellular component: membrane. Gene Ontology annotation, molecular function: FMN binding; NAD(P)H dehydrogenase (quinone) activity.
UCUGGAGUAUUGGAUUUUGGCGCAGACCUUAUCCUCAUUUUUCAUUCUCUCCUGAAGAUAUGGGGAAAGGCGGUGGCUGCGUCCCUAGCAAGAAGAAGGUCCCGUCCGCCGACGACGCCACGCGCGUCUCACGCGACGCUCCGAUUUCCGCGGAGGGCAAUUCCGCCGCCGCCUCCAAUCCCAUUGCGGACUCCAGUCAAAACGACGCCGUCUCGGCGGCGGUGAAGCUGAGGAUAUUCAUCGUGUUCUACUCGAUGUACGGACACGUGGAGGAGCUGGCGCGGAGGAUCAAGAAGGGGGUGGACGGCGUGGAGGGGGUGGAGGGGGUGCUUUACAGGGUGCCGGAGACGCUGACGGCGGAGGUGCUGGAGGCGAUGAAGGCGCCGCCGAAGGAUGACGGAAUUCCUGAGAUUUCUGCGGCGGAGAUGACGGCGGCGGACGGGGUGUUGUUCGGGUUUCCGACGAGGUACGGGUGCAUGGCGGCGCAGAUGAAGGCGUUUUUCGACUCGACCGGAGGGUUGUGGAAGGAGCAGAGCCUCGCCGGAAAGCCUGCCGGGUUUUUUGUCAGUACGGGGACUCAGGGCGGUGGCCAAGAAACCACAGCUUGGACGGCAAUCACCCAGUUAGCACACCAUGGAAUGCUAUUUGUUCCCAUUGGGUAUACUUUUGGAGCUGGCAUGUUUAAGAUGGACUCAGUAAGAGGGGGUUCUCCAUAUGGUGCUGGUGUUUAUGCAGGCGAUGGCUCAAGACGGCCAAGUGAAACAGAGUUGGGGCUUGCAGAGCAUCAAGGGAAGUAUAUGGCAGCAGUAGUCAAGAAGCUUGCCUAAGCUUGAUGAUGAAUUCCUUUAAAAUCUUUGUGCGCCAUCAUUUUGAUUGUGUUUCUUUUUUCUCAUUCCAAAUAUAUCUCUCAUGUGAUUGAUCGUCGCACUUUCUCAUCCCUCUCAUUGCUGAAAGAUGGUACAGUAUCACAGUUCUUUCGAGUGUUAGUUCAUUACAUCUUUACUUCAUAUCUGAUCAAAAAUCUGUAUACGGUUAAAAGUGGCUCUGCCUGAUUGUGGCGAUAAUAAUAUGGGAAUCUGUGGGUUGUGUCUUUUUGUGUACUUGAGUUCUUAAACGUGUAACUCAUACCAUUUAAGACUUGAGAUAUUAAUCAUAUGAGUAAACUCAUUG